UAUGUGCUUCCGGAAAAUAUUGCGGGAACAUUAAAGAAGGGAACUUGUCUAUGAAUUUUCGUACGGAACUUGUAGCUGUAGCUGAAUUUGGUUGUAGGGUAAUAGCUGAAAAUGAGAACGAUAGAAGAAGUUCAGGCUACACUUCAAAUAGCUAAACUUAAAGAGGAGGAUUUCCAUCCUACAGUUCAUUGCUUGUCAUUUGGGGAGCACGUAUCCUCUGGCGAUUACUGUCUUAUGGAGCUUGAUGAAACUUUAUGCAAGCAUAUAGAGGCUGGCAAGAGUCUCACUAUUAGGGGAGACAAAGAAGAGCAUGCAGUUCUGUGCAGCGAAGACAAGACGUAUGACCUGAAAAUAGCAGAUACUUCCAACCUGCUUCUCUUUAUACCAGGCUGUGAAACUCCUGAUCAUUUUCCCAGAGAUCAGUCUGCUCCCAACCUUGUUCAUGCACAAGUUUGGGGUUUUUCCAAUAAUUACUGGGAGCUGAGGAGGCAGCAUCCCAGGCUGAAAAAGCUGAAGAAGCUGCUGAUGGAGAAGCCUUACGCUGGCCUGCUGGCUGGAGUGGAGGAGGGAUCGGAUGGGAAUACCCUGAGGUACACUAUGGAGGACCUGCUGGAUAGAAUUCAAGCCAGUGAGAAGGAAAUUCUCAGCCAGCUUCAGGAUAUACAUGCCUGCGAAAUUGACGGCUACUGGAGGAUUCUGGACUUUGACUACGAGAUGAAACUGCUUGGUCACGUGACCCAGCUGGUGGACUCCGAGUCGUGGUCUUUCAGCAAAGUUCCUCGGAGUGUAAGCUUGCAGGAACUUGGGCCUCUUGAACCCAAAGAGAUGAUUGAACACUGCUUGAAUUGCUAUGGGAGGCGCUACACUGAUGAAGACAGAGAGGUGUAUUUCGCGCUGGAUGAAGACAAGGUGUGCCAGGCCAUGGCGCAGAUGCUCCUGCAGAAUGCCGUGAAGUUCAACCUGGCCGAGUUCCUGGAGGUGUGGCAGCAGAGCGUGCCCGAGGGCAUGACCACCAGGCUGGACCAGCUCAGGAGUGUAGCUCUCGUGGACCGCAGCUCCAGACCUGAGACCAUCUCCCUCCUGAGAGUGGAGGACUUGCCAGAGGACACCUUAGAGCGCUUCAGCUGUCUCUUCAGCAUGAGAGAGAAGUGGACUGAGGAAGACAUUGUUCCCUACAUACAGGAUCUCUGUGGUGAAAAGCAAACGACCGGAGCUCUUCUCACCAAGUACGCACGCUCGUCCAUGCAGAACGGGAGGAAGGUGUACAAUUCCAGACGGCCCGUGGCUACUUGAACCUCUCGUUCCUUUUGUUCUCUUUGUAAAUAAAAUGUUUACUGCUUUGAAAACGUUUGUAAUUAAGUGGUGCUUUUAAAUGUUAGCAGAAUCUACUUUUCAAAGUCUGACUUUCUUUGUAACUUAACCAGAGUUAGCAAAGUAGCCAGCUGGUUGUGAUGCAUUCAUAAAGAUUUGUCGCUUUAUUCAACGGUGAAAUUAAACUGGAUCAGAAAAUUGC
Messenger RNA from Paramormyrops kingsleyae, 1513 nucleotides. RefSeq names its product DNA replication and sister chromatid cohesion 1 (gene dscc1). Gene Ontology annotation, biological process: maintenance of mitotic sister chromatid cohesion; mitotic sister chromatid cohesion. The record is from RefSeq and is a predicted model, not a curated record. Gene Ontology annotation, cellular component: Ctf18 RFC-like complex; chromosome, centromeric region; chromatin. Lineage: Eukaryota; Metazoa; Chordata; Actinopteri; Osteoglossiformes; Mormyridae.